AUGGAACCCAAGAUUCAUCCUGCUGCAACAGUAACCAACAUCAAAAGCCUUAUUCCCUUUGUUCUCGAGAUGGAAUCUGGGUUGUACGCCUCCUGGUCCGAACUUUUCAAGAUACAGUGUCGUGCAUCUCUGGUUAUCGAUCACCUUUCUCCCCGACCUUCCUCAUCCUCUGGUUCAAACAAGGAAACAGACAAAGACAAAGCUGACAAAGAUAAAGAAACUCAACCUGAUGACUCUUGGGAUCGGUUGGAUGCCAUUAUGCUCCAAUGGAUUUAUGCCACUAUAUCCAACGAUCUCCUGCACACCAUUCUUAAACCGAACACGACUGCGUAUGAUGCUUGGAAGACGCUGGAAGUGCUAGCCGGCCAACUCGCUAACGUUGGCAGUCCGGUUGAUAACGAUCGCUUGGUUCUUCAACUUAUCGCGGGUCUCAAUGAACAAUAUGAGGGUAUCGCUACCAUCCUUCAGCAACAAGACUCCUUACCGAAUUUUUAUGAGGCUCGUUCAAAAGUCAUGCUUGUCGAAUCUCGUAAGGCUGAACAAGCGCUUCUUAUGGCUUAA
This is a messenger RNA of Helianthus annuus (common sunflower), 561 nucleotides long. RefSeq lists its product as uncharacterized. Lineage: Eukaryota; Viridiplantae; Streptophyta; Magnoliopsida; Asterales; Asteraceae. The transcript is spliced from 2 exons. The record is from RefSeq and is a predicted model, not a curated record. The coding region runs from base 1 to 561 and encodes 186 amino acids.